UACACAUUACAGCAUUAUUUUUUAUUAACUAAAAUUUUCUUUUUGAUGCCACGCAAGUAGAUAAUAGUAAGUCUAAAGCAGCAUGCACUGGAUAAUGUGUGUUUGAGUAUUAAAAACUAUAAUAUUCCUAUUAGGGAUGCACAUCAUACUGUACUUUUAAUGGAGUAAUGUUUGCUGUUCUAUACAGCCACAAGAUGGCAGCAAAACCACAGCCCAUGCAAUGAUCAAUACUAAUAUUUACAAUUUACUGUAUUUCAAGUUUGCAUCUGAUGGGUUUGACUUAAGCUACAAUUAUCUCUUUUUCAAUUACGAUUUGCACUGAUUCAAAAUCAUGAAUCUUUCACAAUUAUCAUGAAACACAUUUAUGAUUUCUCUUAAACUUUGGAAUCCAGUGUAAAGACACAUUUUAAUCCUUUUUAUUCUUCAUACUUUUAAUUGCUUUUAGUUACUUAAGUUGAUAAUUUUAGUGUGUAGCGUAUGAAAGCUAGAAUAAGAUCAAGCUCUAUACUUGACCAAAACUUCCUGACAUGACCUAACAAAUGCUCAUGUGUAUUUUGGCAGGUGGUCCUGGGAUAAAAAACCUGACGUGUCUCUGAUAACAAAUGCAUCUGUGCCUGUGCCACGUUGUCACUGAGUACAUUUGUUGAGUCUAAGCCCCAUUCAUUCAUUUUUAGAGCGGACAGCUGGGGAUAUCUGAUCAGAACCAUGUCUGGACUGAACGCAUCUCUCGGUUAUUUUCUUGCUGCUAUCAUUUUUGCAGCCUCUGUUAGAACCUUUCUUAGGAAGUGGCCACGGUUUAGCUUCAUUUUGGAGUUUGCCUCCUCUUUCAUGCUGGUGGCCUGCUGGUUAGAGGUGCAGACUAUUGUAGAAGUGGGUGAGUGGGCCGGGGGCUUGGGUCGUGAUGUGACUGUGACCAUGCUGUUUGUGGUUCUGCUGACCCAUGGCUUGGUCUGUGGUGGAGCGUCAGGGAAUCCAACGCUGGUUGUUCUGAACUUCUUGCAGCUAGAGGCCACCACUCUGCCCACUGUGCUUGCUAUUGCAGCCCAGUUUUUGGGGGCCCACCUGGCCAUUCUUGUUGCUGUGUACUACUGGAGUCUGGAGCUAACAGACAUGCACAUGAUCAAAAACCUGAUGGCUAGAGAGUGCAGCACAUCUCUGAUGGUGUCUGUGCUUCAAGGCUUUUUCACUGAGAGUGUUUGUGCUCUCAGCUUUAACCUGAUCUACCUAAAUGUGCAACACAGAUCUGUUCUGAUCAGGGCGCCCCUGAUUGCUGUGCUUCUCACCUUCUUGUCCUACACAGCCAAGGGCUACACUUCAUCUUAUAUUAAUCCAUCCCUGGCUUACGGCCUCACCUUCCACUGUUCUGGAUUCACCUCUUUGGAGUACGCAGUAGUCUACUGGCUGGGCCCCCUCACUGGCAUGACAAUGGCUGUGCUGUUGUACAUGGGCCACAUUCCAAGGAUCUUUGCCAGGAAUCUACUAUAUUUUCAGAAGACACGUUUCAGAGUGCCAAAGGGAGACAAAAAGAAACUGUAAUAGAAAUGUUUUUUUAAU
Betta splendens (Siamese fighting fish) is the source of this 1554-nucleotide messenger RNA. It is a transcript of the gene aqp12, whose product is annotated as aquaporin 12. The transcript has 3 exons. NCBI's taxonomy places the organism in Eukaryota, Metazoa, Chordata, Actinopteri, Anabantiformes, Osphronemidae. Gene Ontology annotation, molecular function: channel activity. Gene Ontology annotation, cellular component: cytoplasm; membrane. The record is from RefSeq and is a predicted model, not a curated record. Gene Ontology annotation, biological process: transmembrane transport. Bases 706 to 1536 code for a protein of 276 amino acids.